Molecule: messenger RNA, 1753 nt
Organism: Thlaspi arvense
Lineage: Eukaryota; Viridiplantae; Streptophyta; Magnoliopsida; Brassicales; Brassicaceae
Source: the annotation of a GenBank genome assembly
CGCCCAAGUUGUUAUAUAAACACAUCUCGUGACUCACUCGUAGUUGCAGAGUCACAGACAGUGGCAGUUCCCUCACCACCACAACCGACUUCUAAAUUUCCUCCGACGCCGAGAAAUCAUGAAAUUACAUUUCUACCCCCGACUAUCUUUAGCACUAGUACUCUUCCUCUUCAGUGUGGCAACGUCGUCGAAUCAACACGACUAUUCCGAUGCACUCUCCAAAUCGAUCCUCUUCUUCGAAGGCCAACGCUCCGGUUUCCUUCCGAACGACCAGCGUCUGACGUGGCGACGGAAUUCCGGUCUGAGCGACGGUUGGACACACAAUACCGAUCUAACCGGAGGGUACUACGAUGCCGGAGACAACGUCAAAUUCAAUUUUCCGAUGGCUUUCACCACCACAAUGCUCGGCUGGAGCGUAGUUGAAUUCGGCGAACUCAUGCCUGCGACGGAGCUUCGUAACACGCUCGUCGCUCUCCGGUGGGGCUCUGAUUACCUCCUCAAAUCCGUUUCUCAGCUACCUAACCGCAUCUUCGUCCAGGUAGGUGAUCCAAUUGCUGAUCAUAAUUGCUGGGAACGACCAGAAGAUAUGGAUACAGCACGUACUGCUUACGCCGUCAAUGCUCCAAAUCCAGCUUCGGAGGUAGCCGGAGAAAUCACCGCCGCCCUCUCGGCCGCUUCGAUUGCUUUCCGAUCAUCAGAUCCAGGCUACUCACUGACUUUGCUCCAAAACGCUGUAAAAACGUUUCAGUUCGCUGAUACGCACCGUGGUGCCUAUAGCAGCAAUGAUGAUAUCAAAUAUGACGUUUGUCCUUUCUACUGCGAUUUCAACGGAUUUCAGGAUGAGUUAUUGUGGGGAGCAGCUUGGCUAAGAAAAGCGACUGGUGAUGAAAGUUACCUUAGCUACAUUGAGAGUAACCGUGAACCGUUUGGUGCAAGCGAGAACGUCGACGAAUUCGGUUGGGACAAUAAAGUUGGUGGACUUAAUGUUCUCGUUUCAAAGGAAGUUAUAGCAGGGAAUAUGUACAACCUAGAGGCGUACAAGGCAUCGGCGGAGAGCUUCAUGUGUAGUUUAGUGCCGGAGUCUCCGGGACAGCACGUCGAGUACACUCCCGGCGGUCUUCUUUACAAGCCCGGCGGUAGCCAGCUCCAGCACGCGACCACCAUAUCUUUCCUCCUCCUUGUCUACGCUCAGUAUCUUUCUAGAAGCUCUCUCUCCCUCAACUGUGGCAGCCUCUCCGUCCCACCUGAUCAUCUCCGCCGCCUCGCCAAGAAACAGGUGGACUAUAUUUUGGGGGAGAAUCCGAUGAGAUUAUCAUACAUGGUCGGGUACGGAGAGACGUAUCCAAAGAAGAUCCAUCACCGUGGCUCGUCACUGCCGUCGAUAGUGGAUCAUCCAGGAGCCAUCGGAUGCAAAGACGGGUCGGUUUAUUUCAACUCGUCCGAACCGAACCCAAACGUCUUGAUUGGAGCGGUGGUGGGUGGGCCCGGCGAGGACGAUAAGUACGAUGAUGACCGGUCCGAUUUCCGCAAGUCCGAGCCAACAACUUACAUCAAUGCUCCUUUCGUUGGUGUAUUGGCUUACUUUGCAGCCAAUCCUGGUUUUAGCUGACGUCAUUGAAAAUCAAAUUCCAUGAGAAUGGGAGUACAUUUUUUUUAAGUCUCUCAUCAAAGAAAAAGGAACCUUUAUAUUGAUAAUAUUUUUUUUCUAAAAGAAAAAAUAAAUCUUAAUAUCUCAUUCGGAUUACUUAUUCGG